Molecule: messenger RNA, 567 nt
Organism: Cyphellophora attinorum
Lineage: Eukaryota; Fungi; Ascomycota; Eurotiomycetes; Chaetothyriales; Cyphellophoraceae
Exons: 2
Coding region: 1-567 (188 amino acids)
Source: RefSeq, a predicted model, not a curated record
AUGCCACGAUCUCGGUCGGACUCCAUGGAUGGGGUUGUGUUCUUCGCUGGAAGGUUCAGUGGACUGCGGCUUGAUGAUAACCAGCAAGAAUAUCACCACUGCCGGCCCAAUCAUACGCCGUCCACCUCCAGCUACACAUCUCGUGGCACGUACUCAUCUCGCGCCUCGAACUACUCAGCCUGUGCUGGCCCAGAUGCCAUCGACCGCAACCGCACCUCCAUUGUUGUGCAGGCAGUCCUCCCGCCACCUUACCGUGAGCCUCAACACACCAGCACUCACAUUACACUUGAUGUUCCCGCCGGCAUGAGCGUGACCUACCGCAGACAGACCUUCACUGCAGACCAGACCAUCGUUGUCACCAACAACUCGCGUCGGACUGUUAGCGGGCGAGAAGAACGCCGCCGUGCUGUUGCCACGCCGCCGCCGCCGCCGCCUCAAACCAUCAUCUGUCAGCAUCGCCUGUCACUCCACGACAGUCAAAGCAGGAGGGGCAGUCCCCGCAAUCAAGACUCUGCAAAGAAGCAGAAGUAUGUCCGCAGGGUCAGUGUGUUGAAGUCCGUGAUCUGA